Molecule: messenger RNA, 972 nt
Organism: Spinacia oleracea (spinach)
Lineage: Eukaryota; Viridiplantae; Streptophyta; Magnoliopsida; Caryophyllales; Amaranthaceae
Exons: 1
Coding region: 1-972 (323 amino acids)
Source: RefSeq, a predicted model, not a curated record
AUGACUGAACAUGCUGAUACUGAUGAUGAUGAUCUUAGAUCAUUUGAUCCAAUUGAACCAAAUCCUGUUUUUAGCCAAGUACAGAUUGAUUUUGAUGAUAUACAGGAUGAGGUGGAUUUCUGGAACUCUUCCAUUAUCUGCUAUGUUGUUGGUGCUAAUCCCCCAAUACAUGUCAUGGAAGGGUUUAUUAGGAGAAUCUGGAAAAAAAUUAAUGUUGAUAAGGUGGUGUUGGUGAAGAAGGGGAUCUACUUGGUGAGGUUUCUGACCAUGGAUAUGAGGGAUAAGGUCACCACUGGCCAUUUUUUCUUUGACAAUAAACCAAUGGUAGUGAAGCCCUGGAGUGUUGAUAUGGAUAUGGAGAAGGAAGAGAUCAAAUUUGUCCCCAUUUGGAUUCAGUUGUGUCUGAAUUUUAAGUAUUGGGGUGAAAAAUCUCUUUUCAAAUUUGUGAGUCAACUAGGCAAACCAAUUAAGAGGGAUGCAGCCACUGUGAGUAGGGAUAAAUUGCAAUAUGCUAGAGUGUUGGUUGACAUGCCACUCACACAAAAACUUCCUGAUCAAGUAACUUUUAUGAAUGAGCAUGGUGAGCUGGUUCAGGUCCCUAUCACUUAUGAAUGGAAGCUAACUAUUUGUGAUAAUUGCAAGUUAGUUGGACACUUAGCUGCUGAGUGUAAGAAGGGGAAAUCCAAGAGAAUUUGGGUGCAGAAAAAACAACAAGCUCCAAGUCACACAGAGGUAGUGGAACCAGAGGUGGAUCGGGAGGGGUUCCAAAGAACUCUUAGACCAAUCAGGGUUAGACCUACUAGCUUGGUGCCAACACCAGUUGAUAAUCCUUUCCAGAUGCUGAAUGAUGAAGGUGUUCAUAGUGCUUGUAGUACUGCUGAGCUGGAUAGGGGAGAUGAUAUUGAGGGGGGAAGCACAGGAAGAGGGAACUCUUCAAAAUCUUAUGGAUGGAAUUUUAUCAUGGAAUGUUAG